This is a messenger RNA of Acanthamoeba castellanii str. Neff, 435 nucleotides long. RefSeq lists its product as uncharacterized. The transcript is spliced from 2 exons. The record is from RefSeq and is a predicted model, not a curated record. Lineage: Eukaryota; Discosea; Longamoebia; Acanthamoebidae. Bases 1 to 435 code for a protein of 144 amino acids.
AUGAGCAAGAAGCAAGGAAAGGUGUUGAGGCCUGCCUCGUUCGAGAACCCUCUCCACCGAAGCGACCAGGGCAAAGGUGUGAAGCCGAUCCACCCGAGCACGACCGACCCCAAGUACACACCGCCGUCGUUCCAAGCGGCGGGCAAGGGGGAGGACGCGGACCUCCUGCAGACAGAAGAAGACGAGGCCUUGCGAGACCAGUCCUAUGCCAUCGGCGCCCUCCCCGACGACAUCGAGUCCAGAGAGCUCGGCCAAAUGCAUGGCGACGUAAGACACUUCAAGAAGCAGCUCAGCGGUGGAGUGCUGGAGGAGUUGAGAGAGACGCCUCAGCCACGACAUGACUCGGGUUCGCUGGUGGACAAGGAAGACAAGGCACUCCUACACGACCGCAUCUUGGCCCAAGAUCCUGCUGAUGGCCUUCCCUACAACGAGUGA